Messenger RNA from Brassica napus (rape), 2665 nucleotides. Its product is annotated as probable serine/threonine-protein kinase PBL23. The record is from RefSeq and is a predicted model, not a curated record. NCBI's taxonomy places the organism in Eukaryota, Viridiplantae, Streptophyta, Magnoliopsida, Brassicales, Brassicaceae. Gene Ontology annotation, molecular function: protein kinase activity; ATP binding. Gene Ontology annotation, biological process: protein phosphorylation. The transcript has 4 exons. The coding region runs from base 1 to 792 and encodes 263 amino acids.
AUGGAUAGUAGUAGGCGAAGAUACAUAUACGAGGAGAUAACAAAACUCGGGAGAAGGAACAUCAGUGCUCAGAUCUUUACAUUCAAAGAUCUUUGCGUCGCCACCAAGAACUUUGACCCUGAGAAUCAGCUCGGUGAAGGCGGUUUCGGAAGGGUUUACAAAGGGUACAUAGAAACCAGUGAUAAGGUUGUUGCAGUUAAGCAACUAGACAGGAAUGGCUACCAAGGGAACAGAGAGUUCCUUGUUGAAGUCAUGAUGUUGGGUCUCUUACAUCAUCAAAACCUUGUUAAUUUGUUUUGUAAACAAAUCACCCCUUUUAUUAUUACAGAAUUGGUGCGGAACAAGAAGAAGCCGUUGGAUUGGGACACAAGGAUGAAAGUUGCAGCAGGAGCAGCGAGAGGGCUUGAGUAUCUACACGAAACAGCUGAUCCUCCUGUGAUCUAUAGAGACUUCAAGGCCUCCAACAUAUUGCUUGACGAAGAAUUCAACCCGAAGCUUUCGGAUUUCGGUUUAGCCAAAGUCGGUCCGACCGGUGGAGAGACUCACGUCUCGACCAGAGUGAUGGGAACGUACGGCUACUGUGCGCCUGAGUAUGCUCUCACCGGACAGCUCACUGUGAAGUCCGAUGUGUACAGCUUCGGAGUAGUGUUCUUGGAGAUGAUCACAGGAAGAAGAGUGAUCGACCCGACAAAACCAACUCAAGAAGAGAAUCUAGUGACUUGGGUAAUUAUAUAUAGUAACAUACUUAACAUGCAUAGUCUCUUGUUUAUAGGCGUUUUCUUGAAUGGAUGAUUGCUAAAAUGCGCAGGCGAGUCCAUUGUUUAGAGAUAGGAGAAAGUUCACGCUAAUGGCGGAUCCUUUGCUUGAAGGGAAGUACCCGAUAAUAGGAUUGUAUCAAGCGCUUGCGGUUGCAGCCAUGUGUCUUCAAGAAGAGGCAGCAACGAGACCAAUGAUGAGUGAUGUGGUUAGUGCGCUCGAGUACUUAGCUAUGGCCAAAGACAAAGUAGAUGGAGAAGCUGUAGAAGACAAGGGGAAUUAUAAUAAAACAAACUAAUUAAACAUAUGAUAACAGAGAAGAAGAAGAGGAAAAAUCUAAGAUUUAAGCAAUAUGUUGCUUAUUUGUAAUUUUAAUGAUCUGUUUUAGGAAAUUUGAGGAGUUUUUGCUGAGAAUAUUUAUUUAUUUUUGGUUUCAAGUUUCAGACUUUUCUCCUGGUACAUUGCGCAAGUUAGGCAUGGGUGUGUUUAUGUAUGCCUUGAGGGUUUUAGGUUUAGUUUUCUAGUUCUCAUCAGAGUUUUAUAUACAUAUGGAACAAUGUUCUAAGAAAAAUUGGUCCACCAUCAACUAGAUGUUCGCUUAGAUGGCAAAUUAGUCAUAAUCGAAAUGAUUUUCUUAACAAUUUGAUUUAAAUUUAUUUAAUCGAUUUAAAUUGGUCUAAAUUAGUUUAAAUAAUUUUAGUUAUCUAAAACGAUCUAAAUUAGUCUUAAUAAAUCAGUUGAAUCAAAUGACUAAUUAUGUUAUAUUCACCAAUAAUUUGUCUAAAUAAGUGAUAAUUUUUUCUUUUCUUUUCUUCUCUCCAAUUUGUUUUUAUAUCCAAUUUUUAAAUAUUUCAUCAAAGUAUUCUUUUUUAAUUAAGUACAAUUGACAUAAAAUAUGUAAUAUACAUAUAUAAUAGAAAAUAGAUAAACAAAUGAUUUGUUAACGCCUAUGCGAUCUGAAUAAUACGUUUAAGCGCUAAUACUCUAUUGAGCGUCUAAAUACCACCUAAUUUUUUUGAACAUUAAUUUGGAUUAAGUUUAGUUAAUAAUACUUUGAGUGUGGAUAUAUUUUAUUAUCUUUAUUUAAAAUUUUAUUGUUGAGAUUUAGAUAUUCAUUCACAUUCUUACUAGUGUUCAAAAAAGCACUAUGCGCUAAACGAGAACUCAAUGUCUAACGCCUAAAAACUACUAAUCGCACAUCUAGAUUAUUAAUUAGUCAAUUAAAUAUAUAAUAACAUUCAUAUUGUCUCUUUUCAUAAGAUUUUACACUAUAAUAUAUUAAUUAAUAUAAUUUACAAAUAAUAAUAAAUAAUUUUUUAUCAUACUAUAAUUAUUUAGAAUUUUUAUAAGGUAAUCACCAUGGUUCACUGAGCUUAGCGCCUAAGCACCAAGCUAGAACGACUUUUAAAACACUAAAUUUUACUAUUAAGGGGAAGGGGGGUUUGGAACUAGAUUAGAGAUCAAACGAAAUCAUACACACCCAAAAUCAUAACUGAUCAUAAGAAUACCAUUUCAUACAAAACCAAAACCAUAUAAAUUCACUACAGUUGUUUAUAAACCACAUAUAGAUGUUUCAAAAAAAAAAACCACAUAUACAAUACUAGAAACAAAAUUACCCAACAUAGAAACUUUAAUUUUUUAUGAACUAUCAAACCGGUUAUUGUUAUAUUGAUUAUUCAAUUGAUCAAAUAAUUUGAAAUGCCAUCGAUUUUAUCGCUCACCUUAAAAUUCUUAAUACAAUAUUUAUGACUCAAAAUAUUUUACGGAGGUCUCUGUUACAUGACACAAUGAUGAAAUACAUAGUUUAAACAAUAAGCAAAAGUAGUUAAAAAUGGAAUCGUUAAAUAUUUCGUUUUCUUUUGUAUAUACCGUAAAACAUGCAUCCUCGAGAUCUGGUUUUAGAAUUAAA